Striga hermonthica is the source of this 2622-nucleotide messenger RNA. The record is from the annotation of a GenBank genome assembly. Lineage: Eukaryota; Viridiplantae; Streptophyta; Magnoliopsida; Lamiales; Orobanchaceae.
AUGGCUAUGGAAGUCACACAAGUUCUUUUGAGUGCACAAGCGGUUGAUUCAACUAUAAGGAAGCAUGCUGAAGAAACUCUGAAACAGUUUCAGGAGCAAAACCUUCCUGCCUUUCUGUUGUCCCUUUCUGGGGAGCUUGCUAACGAGGAGAAGCCUGUUGAAAGCCGUAAACUAGCAGGCUUGAUUCUUAAAAAUGCUUUGGAUGCCAAGGAGCAGCACAGAAAACAUGAGCUCUUUCAAAGAUGGCUAUCAUUGGAUCCGGCUGUGAAGAGCCAGAUCAAAGCAAGCUUGUUACUGACCCUCUCCUCUGCUGCAUUGGAUGCUAGGUCAACCACAUCGCAAGUCAUUGCCAAGGUUGCCGGCAUUGAAAUGCCACAGAAGCAGUGGCCUGAGCUAGUGGCUACCCUCUUAUCCAAUGUUCAACAAGUUUCUCCCCAUCUCAAGCAAGCCACCCUUGAGACACUGGGGUAUGUGUGUGAAGAAGUUGAACCAGAUGUUGUUGAUCAAGAUGAAGUGAAUAAGAUACUCACGGCUGUGGUUCAAGGCAUGAAUUCUAACGAGGGUAAUACUGAAGUGCGUCUUGCCGCCACCCGGGCUUUGUACAACGCGCUUGGGUUUGCCCGUGCGAACUUCUCCAAUGAUAUGGAGCGUGAUUACAUAAUGAGGGUUGUUUGCGAAGCCACUCUGUCGCCCGAAGUCAAAAUCCGUCAGGCUGCAUUUGAGUGCCUGGUCUCUAUCGGCUCGACUUAUUACGAGAAGUUAUCACCAUACAUCCAAGACAUCUUCAGCAUCACGUCCAAAGCCUUUUUGGAUGAUGAGGAGCCUGUGGCUCUUCAGGCAAUCGAGUUUUGGAGUUCGAUCUGCGACGAGGAGAUUGAUAUUCUGGAGGAGUAUGACGGAGAUUUGAGUGCCGAUUCUGAUGUUCCGUUCUUCAAUUUCAUUAAGCAGGCACUGCCAGCACUUGUUCCUUUGUUACUGCAGACACUUCUCAAGCAAGAGGAAGAUCAGGAUCAGGACGAGGGUUCUUGGAAUCGCGCGAUGGCCGGUGGAACCUGCCUUGGCUUGGUGGCUCGUACAGUCGGGGAUGAUAUUGUGCCGCUUGUGAUGCCAUUUAUAGAAGAAAACAUAGCGAAACCCGACUGGAGGCAGAGAGAGGCAGCCACUUAUGCAUUUGGCUCCAUACUGGAAGGCCCCUCCCCCGACAAACUAAUCCCUCUCGUCAAUGUUGCUCUCAACUUCAUGCUGACUGCUUUGACCAACGACCCGAGCAGCCACGUGAAGGACACGACCGCGUGGACCCUUGGGAGAAUCUUCGAAUUCCUUCAUGGGUCGACCUCUGAGAACCCCAUCAUUACCGCCGCAAACCUCCAGCCGAUCGUCACCGUCCUUCUCCAGAGCAUGAAGGACGCCGCCCCUAACGUGGCCGAGAAGUCUUGUGGGGCCCUCUAUUUCUUGGCCCAAGGCUAUGAUUAUGCGGGGUCACCCUCACCCCUGACCCCCUACUUCCAGGAGAUAGUCCGGUCCCUUCUCGACGCCACCCGCAGGGAGGACGCCGGCGAGUCCCGGCUACAGACAGCUGCCUAUGAGGCGCUGAAUGAGGUUGUCAGGUCCUCCUCAGGGGAUGAGACGGCUCGCCUGGUGCUGGAGCUUGUCCAAGUCAUCAUGGCCGAGCUUCACAAAACACUUGAGGCUCAAACACUCUCGUCGGAUGAGAGGGAGAAGCAGAAUGAGCUGCAGGGCCAACUCUGUGGGUGUCUCCAGGUCAUCAUCCAGAAACUGGGAGCUUCUGAUCCCACCAAGCAUGCCCUAAUGCAGUAUGCCGACCAGAUUAUGAGCCUCUUCCUGCGGGUCUUUGCGUGCAGGAGCGCUACCGUUCAUGAGGAAGCCAUGCUCGCCAUUGGCGCUUUUGCCUACUUGACGGGCUCUGCCUUUGAGAAGUACAUGCCGGAUUUCUACAAGUAUCUGGAGAUGGGUCUGCAGAAUUUCGAGGAGUACCAGGUGUGUGCAGUAACUGUGGGUGUUGUGGGGGAUGUGUGCAGGGCAUUGGAGGACAAGAUCUUGCCCUACUGUGAUGGGAUUAUGACCCUUCUUCUCAAGGACUUGUCGAGCGAUGAGCUGCACAGGUCCGUGAAGCCGCCCAUCUUCUCAUGUUUUGGGGAUAUAGCUCUUGCUAUUGGGGAGAAUUUCGAGAAGUAUCUGAUGUAUGCGAUGCCCAUGCUUCAGAGUGCUGCCGAGUUGUCUGCCCGUGCGUCGGCAGGCGAUGACGAGAUGAUCGAGUAUACGAAUCUCCUCAGGAAUGGGAUUCUGGAGGCAUACUCCGGUAUAUUUCAGGGGUUCAAGAACUCGCCCAAAACACAGCUCCUGAUGCCGUAUGCGCCUCACAUCCUGCAGUUCUUGGACGCGAUGUACAUUGCAAAAGACAUGGAUGAUUUAGUGAUGAAAACUGCUGUAGGCGUUCUUGGGGAUCUAGCGGAUACUUUAGGAAGCAAUGCUACUGCCUUAAUGCAGCAAUCUGUGUCGAGCAAAGACUUUUUGAAUGAAUGCCUGUCUUCUGAGGACCAUUUAAUUAAAGAAUCUGCUGAGUGGGCCAGGCUGGCCAUUUCUCGUGCCAUAUCUGUCUAA